GCGUAGGAGGCCCAGGAAGGCCAGAAGCGCCCAACGAAAAGCAGAUCCUCCUCGAUCCUCGGUACUCGAUCCUCGAUCCUCGGUCGGGCAUGCAUGGCCCGGGGUCGCCUCGCUCCGCCGCCGACGUCUGCAUCAUCGGCGCCGGGCUCGCGGGCACGAGCGCGGCCGCCGCCCUGGCCAGGGCCGGCGUCCCCUGCGUGCUGCUGGAGGCGUCCGGGCGCGUGGGCGGCCGCCUGCGGCAGGGCGAGUUCGCAGGCCACGCGGUGGAGGAGGGCGCCAACUGGGUGCAGGGGCUCGAGGGCAACCCAGUCUGGGACCGCGCGAGGGCGCUGGGCCUGGCGGGGCGGGCGGACUUCCGGGCGAGCCUCGCCGUGCGGGCGGGCGGCGAGGACCUCACGGCCGCGUUCCGGGGCCGGCGGGAGGCCUUCGCGAGCGCCCUGGAGGCCGUGGAGGAGGCGCCCCGUCCGCCAGCCGGGGCCGACCGCGACCUGGCCGCCGCGCUGCUCGAGGCAGGGUGGUGCGCGGAGGGGCCCGUGGACGACGCCGUGGAGUUUUUCCAGGUGGACUUCGAGUACGGAGAGGAGCCGUGCCUGGCCUCGGUGCACCACAACGUCCACGAAGAGUUCACGGCGGCGGACUUCGGGGAGGGCAGCUUCUUCGUCAACGACACGCGCGGGUUCGCCGCCAUCUGCCCCGAGCUGGGUCCGGGCGUGGAGUGCCACUUCGGAUGCGAGGUGGUGAAGGUCAGCCGCAGAGCUCGCGACCCUAGCACAACCGAGGUGGUCUGCCGCAAUGGGCGGUCGUUCUGUGCCAGGGUUGUCAUAUGCACAGCCAGCGUGGGCGUGCUCAACGCUGGCAGCAUUGAGUUCGACCCCCCCAUCGGCGAGAGGAAGAAGGAGGCCAUCGCCAGCAUCCGCAUGUGCAGCUAUACCCGAAGAGCACAAACAACUGCGCAGACACCAUUUUUUCGGAGGUCUUCGUCGAGCUGGAGAGGCCCUUCUGGGGAGAGGACUGAGGAGGACUACUCGAUCUGGGCCGGGCCGCGCAGGGGGCACUUCGCGGUGUGGCAGCCGCUGCGGGGCCCCCCUGGAGCAGCAGCGGAGCGCCACGUCGCCAUUGUCACCGCGACCGGAUGGCGCGGAGGGGCGGUGUCCAGGGCCGCCGGCUCGAGGAACUCGCCGAGGCGGAGGUGCUGGCCGAGGCCGCGGCGGCGCUGCGGGGCAUGUGCGGGGACGGGGCGCCCCGCCCGCUGGCGGCGCGGGUGUGCCGGUGGAGCUCGGACCCGCUCCGGUCUUCCGCGGCGCGUACUCGUUCCUGCCGGCCGGCGCCCUGCUGGGGGGCCCAGGAGUGGGCUUUGAGGAGACCUCCUGCGCCCCGAGGGGGCGGUGCUCUUCGCCGGGGAGGCCUUCCACGAGCGCUAUUCGGGCUACGCGCAUGGCGCCUUGGCCUCGGGGCUCCGUGCGGCCUCCGCGGCGGCCGCCCUGCUCGGCGCCGGCGCCAGCCCGCCCUCGUGAGCGGCGCCCCCUCGGCGGCGUGAGCGGGCGCCCCCGCCGCGAGGCGCAG
This is a messenger RNA of Prorocentrum cordatum, 1563 nucleotides long. NCBI's taxonomy places the organism in Eukaryota, Dinophyceae, Prorocentrales, Prorocentraceae. The record is from the annotation of a GenBank genome assembly.